Messenger RNA from Caenorhabditis briggsae, 3138 nucleotides. NCBI's taxonomy places the organism in Eukaryota, Metazoa, Nematoda, Chromadorea, Rhabditida, Rhabditidae. The coding region runs from base 1 to 3138 and encodes 1045 amino acids. The transcript has 12 exons. The record is from RefSeq and is a predicted model, not a curated record.
AUGGACAGUAUCGAUUAUUAUGGCCUAACCGAACAAUUUUUGAAACUGGGUACCGAAGCCAUUAUGGGAAACAUAGAUUAUUUUGGCGGAGUUGAACAUAUCACUGACGACCACCUGGAUGAAUUUCAUCGAAUAUCCGGAGACUUUAAACGAUGUUUAAUGGCUACAAGGUUUGGCGAGGCUUGUGAAGUGUUCAACGGAAUGAUUCAAUAUACAACACAUUUGAAUGUAGAACCGGAUGAAGCAGAAGAAGAUGCAGAAUUCUUCAUAAACUUCGCAGAAUCCAUCGGACCACACUGCAGGAAACAGCUGUACAUAGCCAUGGCAAAAAUUCUAAAUCCGACGGCAAAAGUGUUGAUUCAAAGGAGAUUACGACACAUGAACACCAAAUUUUUCUCAAUGGACGCACUUCUACCAACCCCUCGACAACUGUCAAGUGGUACGGUAUUGAUGGAAGUCUACCCAAAGGAAGAUUUACCGAGUGCAAUGGCCUUCGGAAGUAAUUCGAAUGGAAAACUAGGAAUUGGUAGUCCACGAUAUGCUCAGAAAAUGGUCAAUAUCAAGUUGCCAGAACAGAUUAUGGAUGCAAAAAUUGGAGAAGAGCACUCGAUAUUCUUUACAAACUCUGGAAAUUACUAUGGGUCCGGAAAAUCAGCGAAUUAUAAAAACCAAACGGGAACUGAACUUGAGUGGACGCCUACAAAACUGAAUUGUAUAAAGCAUGACUGGGAGACAGCUCAAAAUGCGAGUUUCUUAAACCCUCCAAAAUUUUUUAUCACCGGAAGAAAGACAGUAUUCCAAAACGUUGGUGGUCCUUCAACUUCUUAUGGAUCCCUGAAAUGCUUAGAGAUGGAGGGCAGUGAUGAUGGAGCAGUUCAGUUCAAGCUAAUCGACGUUCCGAAAAAUGAAAUUUUUACAUUGGAUGGACAUAAAUAUUUGAGAGAGGACCCUUGGCACCCAAGCAAAUCAAUAACUGUAACUAUCAAGGACCUUUUUGGACACUACUCACAAAUUGAAGUCUAUGAAGAUAUGCUGUGCGCAUAUUUUCAUGGAAAUCGAAUAGACAUCGAAUGGUUCAUUUGUGGGGUUCCCAUUAACAAAGAUCAUUUGAAAAACAAAGUUAACUUUGGAACAAAAGGAGCACUAUGGGUUCAUGAUCAGGAAAUGGUUUAUAGAGGGAGACUGGGAUUCGAAUAUUCGGUUUUUGAUGGCGUUGGAAAGCUUGUUGGCAGGUUGGCUGAGUUUCCUUAUCAUCAGGCUAUCCGUGGGAUAACAGCAUCAGCGGAUGGAGAGUCUGUUAUUUUUUUGCAUCGACGGUAUUCCAAAAUGGCUCAUUCUGCACUGCACCUAAUGACUGAAUCUAAACAUUUUUUAAAAAUAAAUUUUCAGCCAAGACCAGAAUUCCCAUCUCAUCUGUAUGGACACAGAGAAGCUGCUCAUCAAACUUUGCCAAACUUCGCGACAAUUGGACAAGUUCUAGAAAGACUCCACGUGAAUUGGGCUGCUACAAAUGAAGACGUCAUUAAGCGGUUCCAUUAUUAUGCUAAAGAUCAUUGGCCAGGAAAACUAUAUGCAUGGACCGGAUAUCCAUCUCAUUUCGGAGUGUUUUUACUUCCAAUGUUCAGAAGAAUCCAACAUUUUGUAACCAUUGAAGGGCAUUAUAUGAAUGGGUUCAAUGAGAUAAUGGCACUUCCAGAAAAAGAGUACGGUACUUUGCCAAAGGAAGAAUUGGAAAUGUGGAAUGAACGAUGGAUUUAUCCUUCAGCAGGAUGGAGUGAAGAGGAAAGAGAAGACCGUCUCGAAGAAAUAAAGCGAGAAGAAGUUACAAUACUAGAAGAGGUUAGGGCUAGUCUCAAUGCAGCAGAGGCAAGAAUCAGAAAUCACAAAUCAUCGGCUGGACGUAUGAUGUUUCUGUUUACAGAAAGAUUGGUGUAUCUUCUGAAAGCUUGCAUUGAGUAUACUGAUCGAGUCACCCUGGAGCCAAUUAUCAAAAUUACGGAAUAUGUGACAAUAGUGGAUACGGUUAAAAAUGAAAUUCAAGAUCGAAUGGCAGAAGGAGAUAUUAAACCAAACGACCCAAGAUACGCGUUGAUUCGGGUAAUUUUACUAGUUUAUAAAUUAAACAAAUUCGUAUUUUAUAUACAGGUUGAAACCAUACAAGACGGUUCCAACCAAUAUCACUGCUAUAUAACUUAUACUACUUAUUAUCAUCUCAUCGUACUGGAUCUCACUUCUUACAUCGAAGAUGGAAUAGUUCAUUUAUAUAAGGUGAGUCCAAAAAAAGUGAACGAUAAGGAAGGCAGAGAACGGUAUAAUCAGUUGGUGGAAUACUUUUUUGAAACUUCGACAGAGGGAAUCUUCAAACAGAAAGUAACUGCUCUAUUCCACUUGCCACACACCAGAUACUACAUCGAUUACUACGAAGUUGUAACAUUUGACGAUUCUAUAUUCAAAGUUCCCAAAUUUCUGUUUGAAAUUCAUUCGGUUGGAUUUAAUGCGAAACGGGAGCGAGAUGCGAUAAAAGAGGGUCAAGAUCCCAAUGAAUUCGAAUUGGAUCUUACGGAUUUCGAGUUGGAAUAUUUGAUGCAGGGAUUAAUGAGUCCCAGACGUCUCCUGUUUGCUGAUAAGGAUGUUCUCUACAAUAUGUUCCUAGUGUGCGACGAGUGGAAUUUCCGUAUUCUUCUACCGGUGCUAGUCGAACAACUCGUGAAAGAAAUCGAAGAAAGUGACUCGUAUAUCCUUUACAAUCUGUUCAUUCGGCAAACGAGUCUUACGAUUGAGAUGGUGGCCCGGUAUCAGCCAAACUUGAUUUUUACAUGGGACGAACUUCCACUUCCCACUAAUUAUUUGCGGGUGAUGAAUCGACUGACCCAAAAAAUCUGGAGGUAUCAUUUCAAACCAGUUCCACUUCAAGAUUUGCCCCUUCCAAUUCGUCCAGAUCCAAAAAAGAAGAAAAUUAGAAGAACCGGUAUGAGUGCCUUCAAGAAAAUCACAUCAACAACAGGAUUUAGUGAUAAGAUUGUCUGGGAUCACAAUGUUCUGAACGAGUACAUCAAUGAGAUCGGGAGGAACAAUGCUCCAGAUUUCAUUCGACAACAAAUCGACGCUUAUAGGAAACGGAGACGGUCGUCGCAAUGA